This is a messenger RNA of Arctia plantaginis, 237 nucleotides long. The record is from the annotation of a GenBank genome assembly. NCBI's taxonomy places the organism in Eukaryota, Metazoa, Arthropoda, Insecta, Lepidoptera, Erebidae.
AUGCCGAAGAACAUAACAAGUGAAGUUCGCGAAAUAAUAUUAAAGGUAAAGGAGUUUAUGGACGAAGAAAAGCGUAUGCAAGUGCCGAUAAUACCGCUGAGUAAAGUAUAUGUAAGAGUUUCCGCCGCUACAGGUGUAUCUGAACGAACAGUUUUGAACAUAGUCAAGGAAGCAAGAUUGGUUGAACAAGGACUUUUGGAUCCAGAAACUUUAAAAAGACUCCAAAGAAGCGAGUGA